CUCUUCAGCCUUCAAUAAGCCUCGAAUUAUCUCUGUAGAUCCAGUCAAAGAAAGCCAAUCAGUUGAAGGAGAAUUCGAUAAUGUCUGCGCUUUUCAAUUUCCAUUCGUUUCUGACGGUGGUGCUGCUAGUUAUUUGCUCCUGCACUUAUGUGAAGAUGCAGUUCCCCACCAUCCUCGAACAGAAAACUGGGUUUCGAGGCUUCUUUUGGAAGGCUGCCAGAAUAGGUGAACGUUUGAGCCCAUGGGUCGCUGUGGGAUGUUUCACGAUGGGCAUUUCGAUCAUAAUUUCCUAAGCAUGAACCUCUGUUUGGUUGUAUACUUCUAGUAGCUUCCUUGAUUUUUGUGUAUGAGGAGCUACCCACCCAUUAAACCCGUGUGGUGUUAUACAAUUUUUUUGUGAUAUAGAUGGUAUUGAGAAAUGAUCUGUUGUA
Molecule: messenger RNA, 431 nt
Organism: Telopea speciosissima
Lineage: Eukaryota; Viridiplantae; Streptophyta; Magnoliopsida; Proteales; Proteaceae
Product: protein kish-like
Exons: 5
Coding region: 81-293 (70 amino acids)
Biological process (GO): protein secretion; intracellular transport
Source: RefSeq, a predicted model, not a curated record